This is a messenger RNA of Mesocestoides corti, 795 nucleotides long. NCBI's taxonomy places the organism in Eukaryota, Metazoa, Platyhelminthes, Cestoda, Cyclophyllidea, Mesocestoididae. The record is from the annotation of a GenBank genome assembly.
AUGCGUGAUCCUGAGGUCGCGCGUUGGUGGAAACGUCGAUUUGACCUCUUCGAGCGUUUCGACGAGGGUGUUCAACUCGACAGGGAAUCGUGGUACAGCGUGACGCCCGAGGAGAUCGCUCGAAGGCAGGCUGAGGUAUGCAGUUGCCAUGUUAUCGUCGAUGGAUACGCUGGCGCCGGUGGCAACUCCAUCCAGUUCGCUCGAACCUGCGGCUUCGUGAUAGGCGUUGACAACUGCAUGGAUCGGCUUGUGAAUGUCCUCGAUUCCAACGCCCGUGUGUAUGGCGUUAGGAGUAAAAUCGACACCAUCUGCGGUGACUUGACCCUCGUUCUCAAUGCCCUCCGAAUGCCACCGGACGACCACAGCCCAAUCGAUACGGUCUUCAUGUCGCCUCCUUGGGGCGGCCCCGACUACAAGGCUCGUGUUCUUCCGCCUGGCGCAGCAAGUUGGAACAAGAAGCGUCGCAAGCUUUGGUUCGAGUCCGCGUCCGACGAGAUCGAACAGUGCUACGAUCUGGAGGGCAGGAUCCCCUUUCUGGCCGGCGCAGUAACCGCCGCGCGGCGUCUGUGCCCCAACCGAGUCGCCGUCUACUUGCCUAGGCAUUGUGCGUUGGGCCAGGUGCUAAAACUUGGCUGGGAGGGCACCGCGGACUGCACCAAGCGGGCAGACGUCACCAUCGAGGACUACUGGCUGCGUGGACGUCGGCUCUCCAUCUGCGCUUACAUCGGUAACUUCCCCAAACUCUCACUGGCUGACGACAGCCACCAGCUGGAGCAUUACGAAGCGCAACAAUGA